CGGACGGCAAUGCAUGGUGCUCUCCCCUAUAAAGAGCCUUUGGCUCCUAACAAGUAUUUGAUACCUUAAUUUCAAGCAGAAACAGAGGUACAAAUGGGAUUAAACAGGUUCUCUCUGCCAGCAAUGGCGGUGAUAAUGAUGAUUAAUGCCAUGCUUCUAUCGCAAGGGUGUUUGGAGGAAGAACGAAUUGCUCUUUUGCAGAUCAAAACUUCCUUUGCUGAAUACCCAAAUCGUAAGCCAAACCAGCUAUCCUAUUGGGGAAAAGAUGCUCUCUGUUGCAGCUGGGAAGGAGUUACCUGCAGCAAUUCCACUACAAGACGAGUCGUCGAAAUCGAUCUUUCCUACGCAAGAUAUUGGUACUCAUCUAUGGGAGAUUGGCACCUAAAUGCAUCUCUAUUUCUUCCCUUCCAAGAACUCAAAGUUCUUGACUUGGCUGGAAAUGGCAUAGCUGGCUGUGUUGCGAAUGAAGGUUUCGAAAGGCUAUCAAGACUUGCAAAAUUGGAGGUUCUUUACUUGGGUUACAAUAACUUCAACAAUAGCAUCCUAUCAUCCCUUGAAGGGCUUUCAUCUCUCAAAUAUCUAUAUCUUUGUGGCAACCAGUUGCAAGGAUCAAUAAACAUGAAAGGACCAUCAAAGCUUAACAAAUUGGAAACUCUUGAUUUAAGCUACAAUAACUUCAACAAUAGCAUCUUAUCAUCCCUUGAUGGGCUUUCAUCUCUCAAAUAUCUACAUCUUGAUGGCAACCAGUUGGAAGGAUCAAUAAACAUGAAAGAAUUUGAUUCAUUGAGCAACUUGGAGGAGCUUUCGCUGGCUGGAAAUAAGAUCCAAGAUUUUAUAGCCUUAACAGGUUAUGAAGGACCACCAAGGCUUAACAAAUUGGAGAGUCUUGAUUUAAGCUACAAUAAAAUCAACGAUAGCACCUUAUCAUUCUUCAAAGGGUUUUCAUCUCUCAAACAUCUACAUCUUCGUAAUCAGUUGGACGGAUCAAUAGACACAAAAGGUCUUUGUGAGUUCAAGCCCUAG
Molecule: messenger RNA, 1023 nt
Organism: Populus euphratica (Euphrates poplar)
Lineage: Eukaryota; Viridiplantae; Streptophyta; Magnoliopsida; Malpighiales; Salicaceae
Product: leucine-rich repeat receptor-like protein kinase TDR
Exons: 8
Coding region: 94-1023 (309 amino acids)
Molecular function (GO): protein binding
Source: RefSeq, a predicted model, not a curated record